Austrofundulus limnaeus is the source of this 5347-nucleotide messenger RNA. RefSeq names its product HIVEP zinc finger 2b (gene hivep2b). The record is from RefSeq and is a predicted model, not a curated record. NCBI's taxonomy places the organism in Eukaryota, Metazoa, Chordata, Actinopteri, Cyprinodontiformes, Rivulidae. Gene Ontology annotation, molecular function: DNA-binding transcription factor activity, RNA polymerase II-specific; RNA polymerase II cis-regulatory region sequence-specific DNA binding. Gene Ontology annotation, biological process: regulation of transcription by RNA polymerase II. Gene Ontology annotation, cellular component: nucleus.
AGAUAACAGACAGACAGAGGAAGACACCRGCUGCUUUCAGCGGUGGGGAUGACAAAGGUCUGAAUGAGAAGCUGAAUGAAGUGGGGGACGUUGAUGUUUGGCUCUUGGGAUGAUGACAGCCGCCUCCCCUCAGAGCCAGGCAGCUGCUGCUGUGAGCUCCGACACAAUGAGCAGGAGAGGAGGAGAGGCAGGGAAAGCGUCCUUAAACGUGGGCCGUUGUGUAAUCCCUCCCUGGGCCCCUUUGCUAUUUUUGUGCCUGGGUCCGCACGUCAUGCUUGGCCGGACACGAGCAGGAUGGAGGACCGGACCGUGCCGUGUGAGGAAUGCCACAUGUGACUGUCGGUAUGGAACAGGAGACCAUUCAAAUGUCAGGUGACCCUUCCCUGCAGUCCACAUGUGUGUUGAUACCACUCCUGUUACAUAACAGAUAUCAUCCGUAAAAAUCGAUUGCAAAGGAAGUGACAUUGGAUUCAUGGAGUCACUUGAAACUACUGCAGGGGUGAAAAGCUCCACCGAGGGUCAGGAAAGAAAUGUUGCACAGAAAAAAGACCCAUCGGAGCCUGCACAGACUAAUAGGAGACCGUCGGUCAAAUCGGAGAGCAAAGCAGGGCACCGACAGCCUGAGGAAACCCAGAGCAAAGACACAUGUUUCAGUGAGAUAUCAGACUCAGGGAAAUCUCUGCAAUUAGAAGGUAAACUGUCCCAAACCCAGUCCACAAGCCAUCAAGACUAUGAGGUGUCUUCAUAUCAGCUGCAGUCUGCAAAACCCUCCUCUAACAUCAAACAAAAAGUUUCAGCACAGUCACCAGGACCUGCAUCCCAAAGGAAGUGUCCAACUUCACCUGAGCAACAGCGCUCACAUCCAGGGACAGAUCAGGUGACAGAGGUGACGUCCAAGGUGGAUCUAAAACCACAGAAACCAGGGAAGUAUGUUUGUGAUUACUGUGGAAGGGCAUGUGCCAAACCCAGUGUUCUGAAGAAACAUAUUAGGUCACACACCGGGGAACGACCCUAUCCAUGUGUCCCGUGUGGGUUUUCCUUCAAAACCAAGAGUAACCUCUACAAACACAGGAAGUCCCACGCUCACUCAGUCAAAGCUGGAUCAGUGCCAUGCUCAGAACUUGGGUCCUACAACGCCAAUAUGGAGCAGGGAUCCUUUGAAGUGGAAGGAGAGUUAUUUUCUGAUGCCGAGCAAAGCACGGACACGGACGAGGACACGCUUAGUGACCCACUGCUGCUGCUGGACUCUCCAAUGGAGGGAUCAGAUAACACUGCUGUAAAAGUACUAAAUCUCAUCGCGCAGAAAAAAGGAGGCACAUCAUUGUCAGCUCAGGAUGGUUCAUCCCAUCCUCAAGAAAUCAAUGCAUCUCCUGUCACGGCUGAGGCGAGCCGUUCAAAUCAAUCUUCCACCAUCAAGCAGAAGCUUGCACUUCGACUGUCUGAAAAAAGAAGCAGCGACUCCGAGCAUAAUCUCUCUCUCCCGAGUCAAUCCAGCAAGGGCAGCACCGACUCUGGCUACUUCUCCCGCUCUGAGAGCUCUGAGCACCAGACUGGACCUCCAAACACCAACGCAAAGUCCUACCAAGAGAUCAUGUUUGGAAAAUGCUAUCGUCCGAGUCCUAAACAAACCUCAGCCUAUCUGGCUUGUUGCACGGAGUCAGACGAGUAUGCUGGGAAGUGCUCAGAAAAAGGCGUGUCCCGCGUUUUCACUCAAGAAAAAGACACAGUUGAGUCAAUCAAAAUAAACACAAAAUCCUUCACACGAGAGGAGGUUAAAGAGUUGCUGUUGGACGCCGGCUCUGACAUGGGGCCUCUGAUCAGAAGCAACUCAAUGCCAACGACCUCAGCGGUGUGUCUGAGUACGCCACAGGCCCUGAGAGGCAGCCACUCGUUUGAUGAAAGGACAAGCACAGGCGGCUCGAGGAGACUCAAACGGCAGGGUGCAAUCGAACUAUCUGUGCAUGACGGUCACACAGACACAGAGAGCCAUGGUAAGAUCUCUCCUUUGGGACUGGAAGUGGAAAACCACUCCUCAAUGGCACCUGGUAUGAGCCAACAGAAACAUGCCAUGGAACUGGCAACCCGGAAACGUCGCAAAGAGAAGAGAGAAGACGAGGAUCUGACUGGCCAGUAUGGGGGCCACCAUGAGCUGUGUGAUGACAUGUUUGAUUCAAGCAAGGACUAUGAUUUAAAACAAGCUGCAAUGGGCAUUAUGGCUCUAGGGAGAGGACAUUUGGACAGGUGUGAUAUGGACAUAUCAAUKAGCACUGAAACAUCUGGACGAAAAACUUUAGGGAAUGUAAUUUCAGUUAUUCAGCACACAAAUUCAAUCAACAGGCCUCACUCUGAACAGUCGGAACUGUACAAAUGUCAUGGACAGAGACUGGAAACUCUGUCUUCGUUUCAGGCAGUGGAGGCCAGUGAGUCUUUUGAAAUGGAAUGUGACGGCAAAUUAAGGCAAUCUGCUCAGCUGGGGCCUAAACUCGUGCGACAGUCGAACAUACAAGUCCCAGAAAUUAGGGUUACAGUCGAGCCGGACAGUCCAGAAAAAGCUCCAGAAGUUCAAGCAAAGGAGCUGGAAAAGCACACCGAAGAGUUUCAGUGGCCACAAAGGAGUGAAACUUUAGCACAAUUCCCUCCAGAAAAGCUCCCUCCAAAGAAAAAACGGCUUCGCUUGGUUGACAUUGAGCACUCCUCUGGUGAAUCGAGCUUCGAGUCGGCCUGUACGAGUCUGUCCCGCAGCCCGAGUCAGGACAGCAACUUAUCUUACAGCUCCACGUUUUCAUUCGACAGAGAGGAGAGCCUAAAGUCUGCCUCUCCGGUCAGGCAGGAUGAGUUUGGGAAACCGCUGGAGCUUUUAGCCGUGCCAGUGAGUGGGCACUCCCUGUCUGUGCUCCACCAACGGCAGCAGCAUGAAAUGAGACGCUCCUCCUCAGAGCAGGCGCCGUGUAACUUACGCAAAGAGUUCCCAGAGGUACGCAGCGUAUCGUUUGACUAUGGCAGCCUUUCUCCAACGUCCAAAGUUAGACACGUAGAUGUUAGCUGUGUGAAGGAGAGGAGGAGGGCGAAUUUGGUGCGACAGGAGUCACUGAAUAUGGACACUGAAGUCCCAUCACAAGUGUUUCCACCGUACCUCAGCUCCCCUCUGUUUGCAGCACCCACUGUUCUGCCACAGACUUUGCCAAUGUUUUCCACUGGGAAUACGUUCCCACAGCUACCAUAUCCAAGCCUAGUUAUUCCUGUUCGAAUUCAAACUAAUGUGCCAUCCUUUGGCAGCAUCACGUACACCUCUGUAUCACAGAUUUUUGACAAUCACUACAAUAGCUCCGCUAUACCUUCCCUAAAAAAUCAAACUUCACGCCUGUCCAGAAACCUCGAUUCUCACAACGUGUCAGCUCACGCCAAACCACCCACAACUCACACGCUAAACGUGGAAGCUCUGGAUUUGUCCUCAGCAAAGCUAAAGACGGGCAUUCCUCUGUCUCUGACCUCCAGGACCAUAUCAACCACCAACGCCUCCAGCGGGGGCACGAACAAGCGCAUGCUGUCUCCAGCCAGCAGCUUGGAUCGCUUCAUGGAGGUCAAGCAGCAGAAGAGGGUAAAGGAGGAGAGGAUUUUUGGGCAAAUAGUGGAGGAGCUGAGCGCGGUGGAGUUGGGGAAAUGCCACCUGAGCGAGGAGAUGCAGGGCGACCUGCGCAGGAUCCCGGCCGUGGAUCGAUGCGAUGAAACAGCCAUGGAAAGCAGCUCUGUGAUGUCAGCCACCGAAACAAAAGAACCGCUGCAGAUGGACGUGCUGGUGCAGCUGGUCACACGCCGGGACACCCUGAUGUCGGACCCGGAGCAUUCGCAUGUCCUCUCUCAGUUUCCCAGUCUUCGCACGACAACAGGUGUGAGCUGGUGUUACCUGAACUACACCAAGCCCAGCUGCUCCCACAGCGGCGCUCCCUUCGCCUCGGUGUAUGCUGCCUGGUGCGUCACGGCCCACAACCCCAAUCCUCUGGAGCUGAGCACCGGCGCCGCGCUGGCUCUGCUGCAGUCCAGACAGAGGGGAGAUAAGGUUAUUUACACCGUGGCCGCCAUGUGUCAGCCUGGCACAGGGAAGCUGGUGUCAUCCCUCAUCCUCUGGAGACAGACCGUGGAGCAGCUGCAGAGGAAAUCGGAGCCCAAGGAGGUGGACGUGGCCUACGGGAAGAAGGUGAAAGACAUCAGCUGCAGAGCCAAAACUGCAAAGGAGGAGUGGAAAGAAAGGGAGGCCUCCACCAACCAAACAGUGCCAACAAGGGUUAAAAUCUUUGAGGGAGGGUACAAGUCCAAUGAAGACUACGUGUACGUCCGGGGCCGAGGCCGGGGCAAAUACAUUUGUGAGGAGUGUGGAAUCCGCUGCAAGAAACCAAGCAUGCUGAAAAAACACAUCCGAACCCACACAGAUGUGCGACCGUACAUCUGCAGGGUGUGCAACUUUGCUUUCAAAACUAAAGGUAACCUGACUAAACACAUGAAGUCGAAGGCACACAUGAAGAAAUGUCUUGAACUGGGAGUGUCUGUGAGCAUGGAUGAGACGGAGAUACAGGAUCACAUGGAAAACAUCCAACAAGAGUCGAAGGCAGAGGUGGCAGCAGCUGCCAAACACCAGUUCUCUGACGCUGACGACUCUGACGGCAUGGACGAGGAGGCUGAUGAGAUUGAAGAAGAUGACGAUGAGGAUGAAGAGUACGAAGGAGACUCCACCCCGAAGCUGAAUUCAAGGAGUACGAGUCCUCAGCCCUGUGGAGUCCCGUCAGUGUCAGUGACAGCCACAGCUGCUGUCCUCAGCUGCUCAGUGAGCACUCUGCCUGGAGCUGAGGAGCAGCAGCAGUCCUCUGGGAACCGUCUGGGUCCAGACCACCGGGCUGCUGUCCCCACGGAGCAGAGAGACAAGUAUGUGGACGAGGACUCUCUGACCAUGCUGGACCACACUGGGCUCCCCUUCGAUCCUUACUCCUCCUGCCUGCUGUCUCCUGGCUGGGAGUCUCCCAUCAGGGAGCCCUCUCCGUCACGUCUGCGUUACCCAUCCCCCAGGCGAGAGCUGUCCCCGAGGGGACGCUCGUCUCCCAGGUGGGACACGUCUCCACUGAGGCCCGGCUCGCCAAACUUCAAAUCCAUCCAGCACCCAUCGCCGGUGUCGUUGGAGCGACCCGUGUCUCCUGGGACGGAGCUGAGUGGGAAGUCGUCUGUGAGGGGCCGGCAGCGGGUGGUGCUGAGGGCCGUGUCCCCACGCAGGGGCUCGCACCAACACAAGGCCGGCUGUGAUAAACCCCGACACCAAGCAAAGAUCGACAUGUCUCUGCAGCAAGCAGGCUUUGACAUG